AUGGCCAGCGGAAUCUUUAACUCCACAUACUACGGCAAGGAUUACCGCGCGGGUGCCGCCCUCCUGCGUGCCCGCCGGCCGUUCCUUGUCAAGAACGCCCUCACCGGCUUCGGUCUAUUUGCCUUCACUAUCGGUGUCUAUGUCUACACCAUCAAGGCCGUCGGCCAAGAAGAGUUUUCCGACGUGAAAGUCCCCGACGUCCCCGCGCAGAAGAACUAG
Penicillium atrosanguineum is the source of this 219-nucleotide messenger RNA. RefSeq lists its product as uncharacterized. The coding region runs from base 1 to 219 and encodes 72 amino acids. The transcript has 3 exons. Lineage: Eukaryota; Fungi; Ascomycota; Eurotiomycetes; Eurotiales; Aspergillaceae. Gene Ontology annotation, biological process: mitochondrial respiratory chain complex IV assembly. Gene Ontology annotation, cellular component: mitochondrial inner membrane. The record is from RefSeq and is a predicted model, not a curated record.